Dinoponera quadriceps is the source of this 3873-nucleotide messenger RNA. Its product is annotated as trans-Golgi network integral membrane protein TGN38-like. NCBI's taxonomy places the organism in Eukaryota, Metazoa, Arthropoda, Insecta, Hymenoptera, Formicidae. The record is from RefSeq and is a predicted model, not a curated record. The transcript has 4 exons. The coding region runs from base 314 to 1777 and encodes 487 amino acids.
GUCGCAGGCACUCGAUGACACCACGCGCGAGUGACGGCAUAUUGAGUGUUCUCGGAAAUAUAGGAAAAUUGAACGACAGAGGUUAUGUGAGGGAAAAAGUGUCCUAGCCGAAUUAUUACGUUCUUGGGGUAACGCCAAUCGCGUCCGGCGAAGGUGUUGGUUUCUCGCGGGAGAAUGAUCGGCGAGAAUUGAAAUAAUCGACGGGGCGCGGAAAGCUAUGUUCGUUAAGUGAUAGUGCGACGGUGUCUACAGUUUUACCAGUCCGUGUAAUAGAGGCUUAAUAAAAGUCACUUUGAAAAGCAGAAAGGGAAUUAUGGAGAGCCGCAACGCUCAUUUGUUUCGCGUCAAUUGCAUGCCGAAACUCCUCGUUUUACUUCUUUCCUCCGUGAUGGUAACGAGCUUACCAAUAAAAGAGGCUGAGUCUGUCGUUGACGUCAUGAAGAAGGACACUAAUUUAUGCGACAGCAUUCAAGUUUUAUAUGAAUCAGAAUAUAUAAGAAGUUGUGCAACGGUGAAGUAUCCCACUCAAAUUUUAAACAUCGCGGAGGACAAUUUGGAUACGUAUAUGUGUUUAGGAGUUUACGAUACGAUGUUCAAGAUUUGCAACUACUCUGAUGUGAAAAUAGAUAGUGUAGCAAUAUUCAAUUCAAAUGUGAAGAAAUUCUUUCCUGGGACUAAGUGGGAAAAAGAGGAGAAAUUCUGCAAGGACAAUUUGCAGGGAUUCACGCCGCAGUAUAAUAAAGUAGAAAAAUACUUGGGACCACUGGCUGAGAAAUUCAACAAUCCUCACACAUGUCAGAGAACAUGCUUCAACUUCAACGAUGUCUUCCGUCCAUUAUGCGCGGUAUUCGCUUGGAUCAAGAGUGUUGAUGAUAAAAUGAAAAAGCCGAUCGUAUCGGUAACGAAUCGUAUUCCUGUGGAACUUGAUUUUCUAAAAGCCCCGGUGGAUCUUCCACCAAGUGACAAGAAACUGGAGACUGAACUGAAAGGGAUUAAAAAGAAAGCAGAAGUAGAAGAACUUAAAGAGCAAUCACAUAACAAAGUAGAGAAUGCGUCUAACAACAAUGUAUCGAAUGAAUAUACGCAACCUAAUACGGAAAGGGUCGAGUCCAAAAUCGAAAAAUCGAAUAAACACGAAACCCCGAAAACGUUAAAUACUACGAAGACACAAGAUCAUAAUCUACGUGACAAAGGCAAAGAGAAUAUUAAUGAUGUUAAAGUUGAAACUAAGCUGAAACUAACAACUGUCGAUGCCCCAAAGAUAGACAUCCCGGACAACGUGCCAAGCAAAAAUGUAAAUAUGAAAGAAGUCGCGAAAGGAGGAAAAGCAGAGGAAACUAAUGGAAAAGCAGAAGCUGAAGACCCAAAGACUAGUACUCUUUCUGAAAAUACACAGAACCAUUAUGGUGACCAGAGUGACGAAGUGGAAGAUCCCGGUGACGAUGCUGAUGGAACGAUUCAGCAGCCGCCAAAUACAGAGAAUCAACAUGAAAAUCUACAGGUACCCAGUGAACAAAAAACACACUAUGCUAAAAGGACUGACGGCGAUUCUCAUUUCUUCACUUAUUUCACCGUGACCACUGUAGCGUGUAUCGCCUGCUACAUAGGCUAUCAUAACAAGCAGAAGAUACUUGCUAUUGUAUUGGAAGGACGAAGAUCAAGAAAUAGUCGCGGCAGACGUCGGCCAAGCACAGCCAGCUACCGGAAGCUGGACUGCACACUCGAAGAAGCUGUUACGUCGCAAUGUAACGCCAACGUUACUCAUGUCAUAUAUUAAUGCGAGUAGAAUAUCACAAGUUUUAUAUAAUGUCUGUAUCAUAGUACUGCAGGUGUAAUAUAUUUUAUAUUUAAGCAUACUUCCAGUAUAUACACAUAUAAUGCUAUCAUUUGAUUUCUUAAGGAUUGUUUCGUGUUUUUGCGAGUCAAACAAUCUUUCAGGAUAUCGAAAUUUAUGAGUGAUACAUGCUGUAACAUGUUACAACAUGUAUAUACAUAGCAUACAUGGUAUAAUGCUUGGUGAUACCAGAAAAUAUACAAUUAUACUUUCAUUUCGUGUGAAGCCGCGCGAAUGAAACGAACCAUUUAUCAUUUAUAAAAUAUGAAAUGUAUCGCCAAUCAAUAGCGCAUCGUCGAAGAGAGAGAUCCGGAGGAAUUUUCUAUCGUAUAAUAUAUCGUACAAAGACGCACGGACAUUUAAAAGCUACAAUUUCCGGAUGAGAGGAUAAAUAUAACGAGAAUUCUCGUUUAAUGUGUGCGACAUUCUCUAAUUCUCAAACAAAUCGUUCCUCCCGGAUUCUAUACAAAGUAUACGCAAUACUAAAGAAUAUCUGUAUUAAUUUUGUUACGUCGUAUUAAGUAUUUUGUAAUUCAUCAAGACUUUUACGUCUUAAUUCCGACUGUGAAGGGAUAUAGUACGACUGUAAACAAAAUCUUUGGUAUAGACUUUAAACAAUCCAUCUAUCAGAAGUUACUAAUUAAUUUAAAAUUAUAUUUUAUGAUUUAAAUUAUGUUUCUGUGUAAUAAAUUAGGACUUACGAUCUUCAUUUAGUCGCUAUGCUUAAGUUUGCAAAUUUUAAACUGCCUUUUGUAUACUUUAUUUAUUUUGUUAACUGAACAGUCCAUCUCUAGUGAACAUAAGUUCAAGAAAUUUCACAAUGGAUUUCUCUGGUCGGGCGACCUAAGACCGUAUCAAUGCGACUUCGGUUAUCCUGUAACAACGCGAAUAGAAAUUCGAGAAGAUAUGAUCUGGAUAAGGAUAUGAUUACGCGUACGAAAACAACACAAGAGGUGGCGGAAAGGCUUUAUCACUUCAGUAGAGUCUAUCUGAAAUAGUUUACCGUAAAAUUAUGCGAACUUUACAUUCUACCCAUAUUUUUCUUUUAGUUUAAAAUUUAUACGUUAAAUGUCAAAAUGUAUUAGAUAUUCUUUUUGUGAGCGUCGAAUUGUCGAAUGCAAUUGUGUUAUUGUAAAAAAAUACUUAAGCCAUCAUGCGUUAAAAAAACGGGGUUAUCUCAUAAUAGAUAAAGCUAAAAUAGAUUUUAUAAUCAUAUAUUCCGUAGAGAAAACAAAAUCGGAUCAUAUGUUUAAUAUACGAUCGCGACGAAUCCGGAUAAGUUAUUUUCGUUUUCGUUGUUGCUUCGGAAAUUAAUAUCUUUUAUAGAAUUAUUAGAAUUAUUAUUUUACGAGCUGUGCAAGUACUAUGUGUACAGUAUAUGUGAUGUAUUUUAUAGUAUAUGCGUAUAUUUAAUAGUAGAAAAUUGUUUCUGCGAUCGCACUCGAUUUUGCAGCACUCGCUAGAUGUAUUGUCACCUUGAUUUUUCUAUUUUUGUCCUAAUAAAUAAAUUUUUUUUUCUCUCGAUUUAGUUGGUAAUAGUUAUGUGUGGUAAAGAAUAAAAUUAAAUUCGCUUUAAUUUUCUUAAUUAAUUUUCUUAACUUAUUGCCAUUUUAUGCUACGGAAAGGAUUGUUACAUUCUUUUAAAUGCGUAUUGAAAUUUAUCGGGUAAAAAUGGUAUAUCUUUAUUCGAAUGUUCACAUGAACGAUCAUUCAGUUUAAUUUAAUAACUUAUUCGUCAAGACAUAUUUCUCACUUAACACCGCAUUAGUUUCCCAACGUAAAACCGUCCAGUUGUAUCCAGUUAAAAUUCAUGGCUAACCUUGUAAGUCUUUACAUACAAUUUAUAAUGAAUUUAAUAUCUGAUGAAACGGAAUAUAAACCUACGUUUACGUAAACCCCAGAAACAUAGUAAUUCGAAAACAGUUCGACUUAGUAUGAAAGGAAUACUUUGCUGCUGAAGCUGUUGUUUAUUAAUUAAUGUAUAAACGUCGAAAAAAUUUCUGUGAAUUACUUGUACAUUUUUAUUAAUAAAUGCUAAA